AUGGCGGUCAAGGCCGAGGUGAACCAGCUCAAGGACGGCGACAAGAAGGGCCUGGUUGAUUCCGUCGAGACGUUCAUCUUCGACUGCGACGGCGUCAUCUGGAAGGGCGACUCCCUCAUCGAGGGCGUCCCCGAGACCAUCGCCAUGCUCCGCGAGAUGGGCAAGAGGCUCAUCUUCGUCACCAACAACUCCACCAAGUCCCGCGCGGGCUACCUCAAGAAGUUCCUCGGCCUGGGGCUCGAGAUCACCGCCGAGGAGGUCUUUUCCUCCUCCUUCGCCGCCGCCGCGUACCUCGAGUCCGUCAACUUCCCCAAGGACAAGAAGGUGUACGUCGUCGGCGAGGUCGGCAUCCUGGAGGAACUCGACGGCGUGGGCAUCCAGUACCUCGGCGGCGAGGCGGAUGGCGACAAGAAGGUGACCCUCUCCCCCGGUCAGCUCAUGGAGCACGACCCGGACGUCGCCGCAGUCGUCGUCGGCUUCGAUCGCAACGUCAACUACUACAAGAUCCAGUACGCCACGCUGUGCAUCCGCGAGAACCCGGGGUGCCAAUUCAUAGCGACCAACACCGACGCGGUGACCCACCUGACUGACGCGCAGGAGUGGGCCGGUAACGGGAGCAUGGUGGGCGCGAUCAAGGGCUCCACCAAGCGGGAGCCGACGGUGGUGGGCAAGCCCGCGCCGUUCAUGCUCGACUACAUCGCGAACAAGUUUGACAUUCGCAAGGAUCAGAUCUGCAUGGUUGGCGACCGUCUCGACACCGACAUCCUCUUCGGGAAGGACGGCGGGCUGAGGACGCUGCUGGUGCUCUCCGGGGUGACGGACGAGGCGACGCUCAAGUCCCCGGAGAACGAGAUCCACCCGGACUACUACACGUCCAAGCUCGCGGACCUCCUCACGAUCAAGGCUUCCGUCAACGCGUAG
Messenger RNA from Micromonas commoda, 921 nucleotides. It is a transcript of the gene PGP, whose product is annotated as phosphoglycolate phosphatase. The record is from RefSeq and is a predicted model, not a curated record. The transcript has a single exon. Lineage: Eukaryota; Viridiplantae; Chlorophyta; Mamiellophyceae; Mamiellales; Mamiellaceae. Bases 1 to 921 code for a protein of 306 amino acids. Gene Ontology annotation, molecular function: phosphatase activity.